GUAGUCCCGGGCUGUGGAGGACGCUGUGCUCGCCGGAGGAGACGCGCCCGCCGCCGCCGCCGCCGCCGCCUCCCCGCGAUCGCGCGGCCGGAGCCUCGCCGACCAGAUUUACAAAAUGAGUUAUCCAGGGUAUCCACCUGCAAGCGGAUAUCCACCUGCCGGUGGGUAUCCACCUGCGAGUGCGUAUCCACCUGCUGCUCCAGGCAGUAGUCCCUGGGGUGCCCCCAGCUACCCCCCUGCAAACCCUCCUCCAAUUGGAUUAGAAAAUGUUGGCAACUAUGCUAAUCAGUUUAAUCCGGAUUAUAUGGCAGGCAUGGCUUCCAAUCUGUCAGGAACGUUUGGUGGUGCCAAUGUGCCACAGGGAAUGUAUCCUUCAGCUCCUGGGGGCUAUCUCCCUGCAGCUCCAGGGGGCUUUGGACAACCGCCACAGGGACAGCAGCCAUCUUAUGGAAUGUACCCACCAGCUCCAGGAGGAAACCCACCAACAGGGAUGCCAUCUUAUCCAUCGUACCCAGGGGGUCCAAUGCCUCCCGCAGCCCAGCAGCCUCAGCCAGUGCCGUAUCCUGGACAACAGCCCAUGCCAAGUUAUUCAUCUGGUCCAGCUGUUAAUCCUUCGAUGCCAUCCUACUCAGGCCCUACCAUGCCCACCAUCACCCCUGGAGUAUCUGGAAGCAGAGGCACAGUCCGUGAUGCUCCAUCAUUUGAUCCCCUGAGGGAUGCAGAAGUGUUGAGGAAAGCCAUGAAAGGGUUUGGAACCGAUGAGCAGGCCAUCAUUGACUGCCUAGGAAGCCGUUCCAACAAGCAACGACAGCAGAUUAAGCUCUCAUUCAAAACAGCUUAUGGGAAGGAUUUAAUCAAGGACCUGAAAUCAGAGCUCUCUGGAAACUUUGAGAGGACAAUCUUGGCAAUGAUGAAAACUCCUGUCCUGUUUGAUGUUUAUGAAAUAAAAGAUGCUAUCAAGGGUGCUGGCACAGAUGAAGCCUGCUUGAUAGAGAUCCUGGCAUCUCGCAGUAACAGCCACAUUCAGGAAAUCAGCCGAGCAUACAAAACAGAACACAAGAAAACUCUGGAAGAAGCCAUUAGAAGUGACACAUCUGGACAUUUCCAGAGACUUCUGAUCUCUCUCUCUCAGGGGAACAGAGAUGAAAGUACCAACGUGAACAUGUCGCUUGUCCAGAGCGAUGUUCAGGCGCUCUAUGCAGCAGGAGAAAGCCGACUUGGGACGGACGAAUCCAAGUUCAACGCAAUCUUGUGCACAAGAAGCCGAGCUCACCUGAGAGCAGUUUUCAAUGAAUACCAGCGAAUGUGUAGCCGGGAUAUUGAGAAGAGCAUAUGCAGAGAAAUGUCUGGUGAUCUUGAAUCUGGGAUGCUGGCAGUAGUUAAGUGCAUGAAAAACACACCAGCUUUCUUUGCAGAGAGGCUGCACAAGGCCAUGAAGGGAGCAGGAACCAAGGACCAGACUCUCAUACGCAUCAUGGUCUCACGCAGUGAAGUUGAUUUGCUGGAUAUACGGCAGGAAUACAAAAGAAUGUAUGGCAAAUCGCUCUACACAGACAUCACGAGUGACACUUCAGGGGACUACCGGAAGACCCUGCUCAAGCUGUGCGGCGGGAAUGACUAAGUGGAACAUCUGGAAUUUUAGUGUGUUUGUUUCAAAGUCUCAGCCGGCUUUAUGUUAUCCUUUCACAAAGCUGUCAAAACAGUUCCUUUGCUGGAUCGGAAUGAGAUGCCAUUUCUUAAUACAUCCGGUCCUCUAAAGGUAUAUAAUAAAUACAGGAAAAAAAUAUAUAUAUAUAGAAAAGGCUGCUGUAGUGGAUAGUGAGAGAUUAUUUGUUGCAUUCUUAGAGAAAUUCUUUCUAUGCAAAUGGUGCAUUUGAGAAAUGUCCCCUUUAGAAGGAUUCUAUAUGAUUUUGUGUGCAAUUUUUUCAUCUAUCUGUAUGAACUUUUUUUUUGUUUGCUUGUGACCUGCAUGGAGAUUGUUUUUUUUUUAAUCUGAAUCAAAAGUGCCUGCUCUGAAAUGUGAUGGGGUUGAUUUUUAAGGUUUUUUUAUUUCAUUACUUUCCUAGGGGAAAAAAAUGCAUCUGGCUGAUGGCAUGGGAAAAAUUAAUCCUGUAUUCAUUGGAAUGUGGGAUUUUCCUAAUCCAAUUAACUCCCCUUUACUUUAAAAGAGAGAAGGGAAUUUGGCCAGGGGCAAGCUCAGGGCCAGGCUUGAUGUAUAAUAAUUGUAUCAUUUGGAGAAUUCUUGGAGUGUGCCAAUGGGUGCUUUUAUUUCUGAUAUUAAUAUCCGUAUUGGACAUCAUUUUUAUUGGGACAAUGAAAGGGGAAGAAGAGUUAAAUCUCUUCCUGCAUGCUGUGAAAAUUCCCCUGUCUUCCAUCCUGCUGAUCAGUUUUUCAAAAGAAAUAUCAACAGCAUGUUAAGUCUUUGGGAAGUCUUCCAGCCCAAUAAUCCAUUCACUCAUUUCCUGCCCGACUGAGCACUUGCUCUGGAACGCAGGUUAGUUCUGAAACCUUAGUGUUCAGACAACUCUGUUUGCAGGGGUGAACUGAGUGUCUGCAUUUAAGAUGGGCUGGAGCAUUCCCUGCUUUUCACAGAAAUAGAUCCCCAAAAAUACAUCCCUUGAUUUUAGGGCUCAGCCCUAUUCAGUUGCCUAUUUCUUUCCUUACGGACUAAACUGUUGCUUAUAUUGUGCUAGAAUUCAUUGCCUGCUUUCGACAGGAGUCCAUGCCAGACCUUUCUCUAUCAGUGAGUUUACGCCUUUAAAAUAAAAUACAUGUAAUCAUUUUUUUUUAAAAAAAGCAUAUUUGUUUAAAUAAAACUAUCUUCUCAGUUUC
Candoia aspera is the source of this 2832-nucleotide messenger RNA. RefSeq names its product annexin A11 (gene ANXA11). Lineage: Eukaryota; Metazoa; Chordata; Lepidosauria; Squamata; Candoiidae. Gene Ontology annotation, biological process: cytokinetic process; phagocytosis. The record is from RefSeq and is a predicted model, not a curated record. Gene Ontology annotation, cellular component: cytoplasm. Bases 116 to 1621 code for a protein of 501 amino acids. The transcript is spliced from 15 exons. Gene Ontology annotation, molecular function: calcium-dependent phospholipid binding; calcium ion binding.